UUAUUGCCGAGGUAUAGCCGAGGUAGUGGAGGGAGGCUGUCCCUGGACCAAGCCCGAGCUCUGAGUCUGGUCCCCCCGAAGAGCGAACCGGCGAGAAGCGCAGGCGUCGAGACGCCCGCCGCCGCCACAUCAAACGUAGCCGCUAUAGGUUAAAUCCUCCGAUCCGUUUUUCUUGUUUUUCCCACAGUGGCACCUGAUCCCGCCUUCAAAAGUAGACCCGGACCAAUCCGCGGUACACGUCGCGUCGCCCGUUGCUUUCGCAUCUCCUCCGUCAGCUACCACGCAGACGGUCAGUCGUCGUUUGUUAUCAGAUCAGGAAGACCCGCCACGUCAGUCAACCAUCGUCGUCAUCGCUGUCAAACUUUAGCGUCAAGCUGAAAAUCCGUAUACUCUCCAGUGCCGUCGUUGAGUGUUAUAAUACACGCGAGUUCUUCUCAAAUCAGUGACACACACGUGCCGAUAUCAAAAAAAAGUGCUUAGUCCAGGCGCCACGGCGUAAUGAAUGGAGCGACGGCCGUCGGUACCGCCGGAGAUCAUCUCGGCCAGUCGCAACAGCUUCACCACGCCAGCAGUCCGGAACAUCCGCGAAGUCCGGGAAGUCCUCUAAGCCUAAGGCGAGUAUCCGGAAUUUUCAUUACAGAUUCGGGCGACAGUAGCGUUAUUUCACCGGGACUUCCGGAGCGGUACAGCCCCCUCGGAGCUACCGGGUCUGCGUCGAGUCUGGACCCUUACGCAUCGCGGGGUGUCCAGGACUGUCCUCUGCCGCUUUGCCGAGGAAUGCCGUCGGAAUUUCCUCCCCCGAGAUCACCGUACUUGACAGCCCUCGGGAACGGGCAUCCUCACUUGAUGGGCCAGGUACAGCAGCAGCCUCAGCACGGCGCCAAACCACCCCGGACUCUGGGCCUGAUCUGCGUCGUCUGCGGCGACACCAGCUCCGGGAAGCACUACGGAAUUCUCGCUUGCAACGGAUGCAGCGGUUUCUUCAAGAGAAGCGUCCGCCGCAAGUUAAUUUACAGAUGUCAGGCGAACACUGGAAGCUGCAUUGUCGACAAAGCUCAUAGAAAUCAGUGCCAAGCCUGCCGUCUUAAGAAAUGCAUACAAAUGGGGAUGAACAAAGAUGCCGUGCAGAAUGAAAGACAGCCUCGGAACACAGCCACCAUCAGACCAGAAGCUCUCGUCGAAAUGGAGCAGGACCGAGCGCUUCGAGAAGCUGCUGUGGCUGUCGGAGUGUUUGGACCUCCGGUGUCACUGGCGAUGGCCAGGUACACGGCACCCCUACCUCUGCCAUCCAUUGCGCCGACCCCGAAUUCAACGAGUGCUUCGACGCCACCGCGCCAGGAAGCCGAAGACGGCAACGGCUCCGAGGAUAGCAUCGACGUAACAAACGAGGAACCCGUCGUUCCGCAGCGCAGCGGUUGCGCUCAGCUACCGCCGGUGCUUCCCGCCCUCUAUUCGCCGACGACGGUCGAGACCGUUUACGAAACGAGCGCCAGAUUACUAUUCAUGGCCGUUAAGUGGGCCAAAAAUCUUCCCUCUUUCGCCAGUCUACCAUUUCGCGAUCAAGUAAUACUGCUCGAGGAGGCAUGGUCGGAACUGUUCCUCUUAAACGCCGUCCAGUGGUGUUUGCCCUUGGAGUCGUCGCCGCUGUUCAGUGCCGCCGAACUUGCCGCCCUGACGCUUUCCCCGCCGCUCCAAUCCCACCAGGGGCUGCAUUACCCGGGUGUCGGAAAGUCCACUCAAGUUUCCGCGGACGUCAGACAUCUCCAUGACACCCUCCACAGAUACAAGGCCAUGAUGGUAGACCCCGCGGAAUUCGCCUGCAUGAAAGCCAUCGUCCUCUUUCGACCUGAAACCCGGGGCCUCAAGGACCCCAGUCAAAUAGAGAAUCUUCAGGAUCAGGCUCAAGUUAUGCUCGGGCAGCACGCGAGAGCUCAGCAUCCGGGAAACCCGGCGCGCUUUGGAAGGCUCCUUCUUCUCCUGCCCCUUUUGCGAGUCGUUCCAGCGACGAGAGUUGAGCUGGUCUACUUCCACAAGACGAUCGGCAACACUCCUAUGGAGAAAGUCCUUUGCGACAUGUAUAAGAAUUAGGCUGAACUUGACUCGAAGUUGAAGUGAGUCUAGAACUUACAUUUUUUCCGUGCAUCUUUCGUGUACUCCGGCUCUGUAACGAUCGGCGAUACAUGUUCGACGAACAAUCCCUAUUGACGACGGUGAAAGAGAGCAAAGCUUAUUAAAUCCCA
This is a messenger RNA of Diprion similis, 2240 nucleotides long. Its product is annotated as photoreceptor-specific nuclear receptor-like. The record is from RefSeq and is a predicted model, not a curated record. Gene Ontology annotation, molecular function: zinc ion binding; RNA polymerase II cis-regulatory region sequence-specific DNA binding; nuclear receptor activity. Gene Ontology annotation, biological process: cell differentiation; positive regulation of transcription by RNA polymerase II; anatomical structure development. The transcript has 8 exons. The coding region runs from base 499 to 2088 and encodes 529 amino acids. Lineage: Eukaryota; Metazoa; Arthropoda; Insecta; Hymenoptera; Diprionidae.